GCAUGCCUAUGUACUCUUGUAGGUUUUGGAAAAAACUGUUAUACCUCACGACAACCUAAAUGUCCAUUGGAGCGACAAAGGAUCGGUUGUUUCGAAGACGAUGGAUAUCAACGGGCGUUUCCAGAACUUCUUCUUACAGCUAGAGAUAAUAGGUCUGCAGUCUAUUUCGGAGAGAACAUAAAUUGGAAAGAUUGGGAAAACUUCAUCGACGGCUUUACUUGCGCAUGUGCACAGAAAGCUAAACAAAAGCACUACAAAUAUUUUGGCAUCGAGUAUUAUGGUGAAUGCUGGAGCGGUGUACCUGCUGAUUACAGCGUCCAUGGAAGGUCUGGAGAGUGCAAAAGCGUCUCGGGGCCAGAUUGUACACUCAGGACUUGCGAUGAAGAUUCAUACAAGCCUAAAAUUUGCGUCGGAGGUCAAUGGGCUUUGUACGUCUACAAAAUUAAGGAGUUACACCUACCACCACCACAAUCGACACCACCAAUCCCACCAAUCCCUACAGUAGCAUAAUCCCCAUCUUAACCUAGAGGAGGACGAGGGCGAGUAAACCUUUAACAAGCCAUUUCGUCUGUAGUGAUUGUGUGUGUUUCGAUAAUCGGACAAGAUGUAGCAUAGAAUGGAAUAAACCAGUACCGUCGUAGUAAAUGCGUCUCUUUGUUAUAACAUCUAACGAUCUUUAGAAAUCCUGCCAA
Stylophora pistillata is the source of this 692-nucleotide messenger RNA. RefSeq lists its product as uncharacterized. NCBI's taxonomy places the organism in Eukaryota, Metazoa, Cnidaria, Anthozoa, Scleractinia, Pocilloporidae. The record is from RefSeq and is a predicted model, not a curated record.